Thelazia callipaeda (thelaziosis nematode) is the source of this 492-nucleotide messenger RNA. The record is from the annotation of a GenBank genome assembly. Lineage: Eukaryota; Metazoa; Nematoda; Chromadorea; Rhabditida; Thelaziidae.
UUAGAUAACCGUGUGAUAUCAACAUGGACAGAGAUGGAAAUAUUUACCUUAAAUGGCAACAAUUUAAGUACAAUGGGUCAAAUUGGAUCUAUGCCCAAUCUUCGAAUAUUAAGAUUGGCAGAUAAUCCGUGGCUAUGCGAUUGUCGCUUACGAUGGAUGAAAAAAUUUAUUUCUAAUUCAUAUUUAUUUGCUCGAAAUACUCGAUGUAAUCGUCCAGCACAUUUGCAUUCUCACACGUUAGAAAGUAUAGAUGAAAUGGCAAUGAAAUGUUCGGGAAUCGAAAAGCGAGCAGCGAGGUCAUGUCGAGAUGCUUCUGUGUGUCCAUCAGUUUGUACUUGCACUGAAACCACUGUUGAUUGUCGAGAUCGUGGUUUAACUCACAUUCCUGCUAACCUCCCCUUGACAACUACUGAACUAAGGCUUGAACAGAAUCAGAUAAGCUAUAUUCCUCCUAAAGCGUUUUACAAUCUUCACCACCUCAAGCGACUGUGA